UAUUAAAGUAAACAAUUAAACAAAACACAACAGUAAAAUUGAAUAAAACCUAGAAAAACCCCAUAGUUUAUUGUGUUUUCCCCAUUACUGCAUUAAAGACAAUGUAAAAUAUGUGGUCCCAUUAUGACGAAGAUUUAUCGCAAAACGACUUUUUCAAGGAAAUUAAGAAGAAUCACCGAGACAUUCUAGAAAAAGCUGCUGAGGAACAUUGGGUGAUUUGUAUACCAAAAAAAGGAAGCCUUAAAAAUGAAGAUAUUCCAAUUACUGUUAUUCUAGACCACAUACUAGUCCAAGCUGAUGGGGAACAAUACAAAACAUUAAGUAAAAAAGAUGUUUUAUUGCAUGGGCACAGUUUAAAAUUAAAUGCAGGCAGCAUAUUUAUUAGUGAUGUAGACAUACUGUUUGAGGAAACUCAUUAUCUGGAUAAAGUUUCUAAAUAUGUAGUUUGGUGUGUCAAUUGGCCGCUGUUUAAACUCCAAACUAGCAGUGAUUUUGACUAUUCAAGAACUAAUGUUUCUUUGCUCUCUAUACAAGACUGCAUAGACUUUUUAUAUGCCGAGGCUUUUGGACAUCACUUGCUUAACAAUAUUCAACAGUUAUGUCUUGAUUUUAAGACUCAAGACUGCUGUUUUGAACUAGAGACCUUACAGACUCAAAAAGAAUAUGUGGGAAAUUUACUGUCCCGGUGCCUUCAACUGUGUUUUAAAAAUGAAACUUUUCAGGAAAAGUGCAACCUUAGUGGUACAUACUUUCACAAUUUUAAGCUCUCUAUUGAAACUUAUAUGCAAUAUUGUCUUGGAAGAAAACUCAUCCAUAGUACAAAUACUGUGAAUCAUAUUUCAGAUUGUUUAUUAAAUAAGAUCAUAAGAAAUUCAUCACAUGUCACUCUAAAUGACUUAAAUAUUUCUAACAGCUUUCAGGAUUUUAUUUCAGAUGCAAAAUACGAAUUGUCCAGGAUUAAUAACUAUGUAACGGUACUGGAUAAGAUUAGCUGCUUAUCCAGGAUUUUUAAUAUUUUUCAUAAUAAAGCCCUAAGGGAACCUGGACAUAAAACAUUAUUUGUUACAUCAGAUGAUUAUUUACAAGUUUUAAUUUACCUUAUUUUAAAUUGUGAUAUUCCUAACUGGUGUGGAAAUUUAACAUUCAUAAAAGAGUUUCAAUUUAUUUCUGUUGGUAAUCCUGAUCAUACUAAUUUUUUAAUUAGCGGUAUUGAGGCGGCUAUAUCAUUCAUUAAGAGCAAUGAGUUUUUGAAAAUUAAAACUGCCUCAUUUGCAUAUAAAACUAAUACAAAAACAGCUUUUCAUAAACUUUAUAAAGAAUUUAGAGAAAGAAAAAACUGCGAUGAACUAGAUGAGCUUUUAAAAAAGCAAAAAUUUAAGGAGAAAAUCAAACUGUGUCAUCCUUUAUGCAGCUGUGCUUCAUGUGAAAAAAUUAGAAAUAACAAUCAUUUGAAUAACGAGGCAAAUAAAUUAUUAAAUGAUAAAGAACAAAGCUUUUUAACAGUAGCCACUUUGGAGAAUAAUAUUGAUUUUGUUCAAUACUUACUUUCCUUAAACUAUGAUAUUAAUCUUAAAGAUAUUAGUGGGAAAACAGCCCUUCAUUAUGCAGCUGAAAACGGAUAUCAAGAUAUUCUAAUGCUCUUAAUAAGUGAUAAAGCUAAUGUAAAUUUAGUUGAUUGUAACAAAAACACUGCUCUACAUUUAGCAUGCGAUAGGGGCCAUGAUAGUUGUGUUAAAGCCUUAAUAUAUUCUUCUCAUUUUGUGGAAAUUAAUUUGCAAAACAGUUUGGGUGAAACUCCAUUAUUUUUAGCCACUAAAUGGGGUUAUUUUGAUAUCAUUAAAAUUUUAUUGGAAAAUGGGGCUGCAGUUUGUUUUAAAAAUAACAGAAACUUAAGCAUAUACAAGUUAUCACCUAAUUACUAUGUAAGUAAACUGUUUGAACAAUUUGGUAAUCAGAAAAGUAAAAAUUUAGCAAAAGAGGUAAUUGAUGACAAAACAAGUGAUAGCACUUCUGAAAAAUGCUAUGAGUUGCCCCUCAGCAGUAAAGAAGGACAUAGGAUGCAGAAUUUUCUUUUUGGUACUCAUGCUAAAAACGCCUCAGAGGAAAAGAGAAUUCAAUUACUUUUAAAAGCUAUUGAGGAUAAUGACAUGCCCUUGACAUCAUUUUACUUAGGGUAUACUGGAAAUUUAGUUGAUAAAGGUGAUGUUUCCACUGACUCUUCUAAUAUUACCACAAAGUGUCAUCCUCUUUGUGCAUGCAAUAAAUGCUGUGCAGGUGAUUUUCUAGAUUCUGAAUCAGUUGACCACACGAGUCACAAAUUGAACGUAAAUGUUUCUAAUGAUGAAGGUUAUACACCUCUUCAUGUAGCUGCAAAAUUUGGUAGAACAGACAUUUUAAGGAUAUUAUUGGAUGGUGGAGCAUAUUUAAAUAUAAGAACCAUUAAAACAUUCCAUACCCCUUUACAUCUAGCCGUAAUGUUUCAAAGAGUUCAAGCAGUUAAAGAGUUACUGAACUGCGGUCAUUGUGAAAUAGAUGCACAAGACCUGAGAGGGAACACCCCGCUUUAUUAUGCUUGCAUUCAAAAUAAUAGUAACCUAAAAAUCUUGGAAUAUUUACUUAAAAAUGGAGCAGAUUGUCAAAAGAAAAAUUUUGAGGAGAAAACUGUUUUGCAAAUUUGUGAAGAGAAAAAUUUAUUUAGGGUUUGUAGACUGCUAAAAGAAAACAUGGAACGCCUUAGCUCAAUAACCAAAGAUUGUUCUUUAAGCCAUAGUUUUAGUACGAUUAGUUUUGAUGAUAUUGACAGUGAUUUUGAAAUUUUGUGAAAAUUUAAGAUUGUGAUAUGAUAGUGAUGCCUUUAUGUACCCAUUUAUUAUGUGCGAUUAUUUGAUGAAAUUGCAUUUAAUAUAUUAUAUUAUAGCAAAAUGUUAUAUAGAUGUGUAGAGAUGCAAUUUUUUUUUAUGCAUAGUACACUGCAGAAUAUAAACUUUUAUAUUUUGCAGUGUAUGCAAUUAUGGAAGAAACAUUAAAUAUUUGUUUUUAUUGCA
This is a messenger RNA of Anthonomus grandis grandis, 3044 nucleotides long. Its product is annotated as ankyrin repeat domain-containing protein 27-like. The transcript has a single exon. The record is from RefSeq and is a predicted model, not a curated record. Gene Ontology annotation, cellular component: tubular endosome; early endosome; plasma membrane. NCBI's taxonomy places the organism in Eukaryota, Metazoa, Arthropoda, Insecta, Coleoptera, Curculionidae. Gene Ontology annotation, molecular function: guanyl-nucleotide exchange factor activity; SNARE binding. Bases 111 to 2822 code for a protein of 903 amino acids. Gene Ontology annotation, biological process: early endosome to late endosome transport; neuron projection morphogenesis.